AGGAUUAUUGCGCACAGAACCGUCGAAGCAGUUUUAACGGAGUACAACAAUAUCUUCUUGAGCUUUUCUGUUGUAUGUGAGUUUUGGAUUGCAUUAUAUAUUUCCCAGUUUUGGGUAACGUUAUGGAUAUUUUUAGGAGGAUGAGCGCUGGAGAGGCUGUGAAUAGCGCAGCCUGGGGUUUGAGAUGGCAAGUGCGAGUCUCCAUGUUGCUUGUCUGCGUACUGAGUGCGGUGAAUGGACAAAUUCGAUAUUCUGUACCAGAGGAAAUGAGAAAGGGCUUGUUUGUCGGAGAUGUGGCGAAAGACCUGGGUUUGGACGUGAAGAGGCUGAUUUCAGGCCGGGCGCGGUUAGUUAUAGACGGUAAUAACCAAUAUGUAGAGCUGAAUCAGAACAAAGGACAUCUGGUUGUUAAGGAAAGGAUUGACAGGGAGAAAUUAUGCGGUCAGAAAUCUCCGUGUAGCUUCAGUUUAGAAAUGAUUCUUGAAAGCCCACUUGAAUUAUAUUCGAUUACCAUCGAAAUUGAAGACAUAAACGACAACGCCCCGGUGUUUUCAAAAAAAGACAUUCAUCUGGAAAUUGGGGAGUCUUCGCCGAUAGGGACUGUUUUCUUAUUAGAUGGAGCCGCUGACCCUGACGUGGGUAUGAACUCACUGCAAAGCUACACAGUUAAACCAACCGAUCAUUUUGUGCUCAAGCAACACAGUAGAGCUGAUGGAAGUAAAUACGCAGAAAUGGUGUUGCAGUCUGGACUUGACCGUGAAAAACAGAGCGAACACUCCCUGAUAUUAACUGCAGUCGAUGGCGGGGACCCACAAAGGUCUGGAACUGUUAAGAUACAUAUCACUGUUCUGGAUGCAAAUGACAAUGCGCCUGUGUUCACAGAGUCUUUGUACAAAGUCACUGUUGUAGAAAACGCGUUGGGAAGCACAGUUGUAGCCCAAGUAAGUGCCAUCGAUGCAGACCAAGGGUAUAAUGGAAAUGUGACGUAUUCAUUUACGCAUAUGGAGGAGGGUACACCACCUUUGUUCCAUAUAGAUCCACAUACUGGGGAGAUAAAGCUCACUGGUGACCUAGAUUACGAAACUGUUCAGAAUUACGAAAUUAACCUUCAAGCUAAAGACCCGUGGGGUCUGACGGGCGCGAGUAAACUAGUCAUUGAGAUUCUAGACGUUAAUGACAAUAGUCCGAUCAUAACCAUGACAUCAUUUUCUGGUAAAAUCCCAGAGGAUAGUAUUCCUGGCACAGUUGUGGCAUUGAUAAGUGUCCAGGAUGUAGAUGCUGGGCAAAAUGGACAGGUGCGUUUAAGAAUCGACGAAAACCUCCCAUUUAAGAUAAAGACCUCUCUUAGAAACUACUACACGUUGGUAACUGAGAAGAGCUUAGACCGAGAGAAAGUGUCUCGCUACAACAUCACCCUCACUGCCACUGAUGAAGGUUUGCCGCCGAUAUCAAGCAUGACAACUAUUGUUUUAGACAUCAGUGAUGUUAAUGAUAACGCACCAGCCUUUAGUCAAAAUGUGUAUAGUACGCACGUUGUGGAAAACAAUUCUCCCGGAGUUUCUGUGCUUGCGAUCCAAGCAACGGAUCCAGAUAGGGGCCAAAACGCACGCAUCUCUUAUUAUCUAAUUGACAGUGAGCUAAACGGAAACCCAAUUUCCACCUACUUUUCAAUUAACUCAGAGAAAGGUGUCAUUCACUCAGUGCGUUCACUUGACUAUGAGCAGGUUAAAGAGUUCAAAAUACUAAUCAAAGCGCAAGAUGGAGGCUCCCCACCCCUUAGUAGUAAUACUACUGUUCUCAUUUACGUACAAGAUCAGAACGACAACGCACCUCAGGUUCUGUAUCCAGUCCAGACUAGCAGCUCUCUGGUGGCUGAAAUGGUGCCUCGUUCAGCAGAUGUAGGCUAUCUUGUAACUAAAGUGGUUGCUGUUGAUGUGGACUCAGGACAGAAUGCCUGGCUCUCGUAUAAACUGCAGAAAGCGACAGACAGGGCGCUGUUUGAAGUGGGAUUACAGAAUGGAGAAAUAAGAACUAUACGCCAAGUCAAUGAUAAAGAUGCUGUGAAACAAAGGCUCACUGUUGUAGUGGAGGACAAUGGGCAGCCCUCUCGUUCAGCUACAGUCAAUGUUAACGUGGCGGUGGCGGACAGUUUCCCUGAAGUGCUCUCGGAGUUCACUGACUUUACGCACGACAAGGAGUACAACGACAACCUGACUUUUUACUUAGUCUUGGCUUUGGCUGUAGUCUCAUUUCUAUUCAUCACAUGUUUAGUGGUAAUUAUAUCAGUAAAAAUAUACAGAUGGAGACAGUCUCGCAUCCUCUUUCAUUCCAAUCUCCCGGUUAUUCCGUAUUAUCCACCGCGUUACGCAGACACUUUGGGGACAGGAACUCUACAGCACGUGUACAAUUACGAGGUGUGCAGGACGACUGACUCCAGAAAGAGUGACUGUCAGUUCGCCAGACCCUGUAGUCAGAACGUACUGAUAAUGGACCCCAGUUCUACAGGGACGAUGCAGCGGAUGCAGAACGAACAGAACAUCCUGGAUGAACCAGACUCUCCAUUAGAGGUGAGUUUAUUUGCAGUUUAA
This is a messenger RNA of Oncorhynchus kisutch (coho salmon), 2588 nucleotides long. Its product is annotated as protocadherin beta-16-like. Lineage: Eukaryota; Metazoa; Chordata; Actinopteri; Salmoniformes; Salmonidae. The transcript has a single exon. Gene Ontology annotation, cellular component: plasma membrane. The coding region runs from base 123 to 2588 and encodes 821 amino acids. The record is from RefSeq and is a predicted model, not a curated record. Gene Ontology annotation, molecular function: calcium ion binding. Gene Ontology annotation, biological process: homophilic cell-cell adhesion.